Psylliodes chrysocephalus is the source of this 1091-nucleotide messenger RNA. NCBI's taxonomy places the organism in Eukaryota, Metazoa, Arthropoda, Insecta, Coleoptera, Chrysomelidae. The record is from the annotation of a GenBank genome assembly.
UGCCUUCCAACAAAACGUUCUUGUUAUAUCGCGCUCGUGGCAAUUUACGCGGGUUUAACAAUUUUUUUUAAAAUAUAUUUAUAAAAAAGUGAUUCCUUCGAAAUGACUAUGCCGUAUCCACCCUCGUUUCAACUCCAGGAGAAAUUUGAAAAAUUGUCUUUCCAGUAUGAGAGUCAAAUUUCCGAAGACAGCGCCAUCUCGGGUUGUUCCACCCCUUCGACCCCCACCAGUCCCAUCGAUUUUGAAAUCAAAAUAGCAACAAACGAAGACAAAGAGAAAGUACGCGAAUUUCUCCAAAAAUUUUUCUACAAAGACGAACCGCUUAAUUUGUAUCUGGGUUUAAUUACAGACGAAAAUCCGAGAUGUAUGGAUCUCGAAAGGUUUACUCUCAAGGACAUGGAUAACGGAGUUAAUUUAUUGGCUGAACAAAACGGGAAACUGAUUGGAGUUUGUCUUAAUGGAACCUUUGAACGAGGAAAAAUGGAGAAUUUUGAAUGUACGGAUGCGAAAUUUUCGAAAAUUGUUAGCUUAUUAGAUUACGUUGCAACUGAAUCAGACCCUUUCAAAAUAUAUCCUGGCAUCGAUAAAGCAAUGACCGUUAAAAUUUUAUCUGUUGACGGAUCUUUCAGAGGAAAGGGGAUAGCAAAAGAUCUCAUGAUAAAAACAAGAGAAUUGGCGAGACAAAAAGGCUGUGGUUUUAUAACAGUGGAUUGUACAAGUCACUACACAGCUUGUGCAGCCAAAAAACUGGGAUUCAAACUACAUUACACUUUGAACUAUGAAGAUUACAAAGUUGAUGGGAAGACUGUCUUUAGACCUGCCCACCCACAUAAAGAGUUGACUGUUUAUACUCAAAGAAUAAUCUAAAAUUAAUUAUAAAUAAGUACCUGUAGUGAUAGCAAGACUUUAUUUUUGACACACUGGUUACAAUGGUUACAAAAUAGUUUUUUUUCGAUAAUUUAUCAUUUUCUAUCAGAGAAUGUUGUACUAAGGAAAGAAGCUUUUCGGUAGCUCAAUUAUUUGAGUAUGUAUCUGAAACGUGGAUUACGUUCCUUACCACUUAAACCACCCUUAGCAAAAUUGUGACCCCU